CAAUAUGUAAAUAAAUACAGAAAACAAAAGCAACGUUUAAAAAACAAUUUCUAACUAUAGUUUAUCAUUAGAAGUGGUCUAAGUAGGUUGGUUCUAUUUGGAGUUAACCAUUUAGGAUACUGGAUCAAGAACCAAAGGCCAAAAUGACGCUGAAUGCAGCAGAAAUAGUAGAACAGGCAGCCUUAGCGCUGCAGAAACCCAUGAACGAUGUAAUAGACCGCGGAGACUCGGCCGUGCAGCAGUUCUACUGCGGCGCCACCGUGUUCGUGACAGGCGGCUCCGGCUUCCUCGGCAAGCAGCUCGUAGAGAAACUCUUCAGGGCAUGUAAAAUAAACAAAAUAUACAUGUUAUUAAGACAAAAGAAGGGAAAGAAUAUCAAAGAUAGAUUGGAAGAAAUACUUAAAGAUCCAGUAUAUGAUAUGCUAAAAGAAAAGCAGCCUAAAUUCGCUGAGAGGAUAAUACCAGUGGAAGGUGAAGUGGCAGAUCUCAGGCUUGGUAUCAGUGAUGCUGACUGGUCGACUCUCACUAGUGAGGUGGAUACAAUUUUCCAUGUGGCUGCCACCGUGAGGUUUGACGAGGCCCUCGCCAAGGCUACAUUCAUUAACAUCAGAGGAACCAGAGAGGCUUUGGCACUUGGCAGAGCCUGUCCAAAACUUAAAUGUUUCGUACAUGUGUCCACGGCAUUCAGCCACGCGACUUUCGAACGUAUUGGGAAGGAAAUAAGAGAGGAAUUCUAUAAAACCCCCGUGUCUCCUCAUAUCCUGAUCAAGAUGGCUCAAGAAAUGGACAGCGAAAGACUGGACGGUAUUACGCCUGCGUUGACAAAAGGCUGGCCGAACACGUACACCUUCACGAAGGCUGUAGCUGAGGAGAUGGUGAGGACCGACGCCGGAGAUCUACCCGUCACCAUCGUCAGACCACCUGCUGUGAUAGGCAGUUACUACGAACCAAGCCCUGGUUGGAUGGAUAUGAGCUGUGUCUACUCCACAAGUGGGAUAAUCUUAGGGGUGGGCAUGGGCCUAAUCCACGUGGCUAACGUUGACAAACACGUGGCUCUUAACGUAGCCCCCGUGGAUAUGGUGAACAACACUAUUUUGGCCGCUGGAUGGCAAGCGAAGGAAAGGGAUGAUAAAAACGAAGUCAAAAUAUACGCGUUGGCUACCGGUGAACAGACAGUCACGUUUGAUUAUACUGCCAAUAUCAUGAGGAAGGAAUGCGUGAAGUUCUCAGCUAAUAAAGCUAUCUGGUACUGCAGCCUGAUUGAAGUGAAGAACCGAUUUCUCUAUAACAUAGUGGCCUUGCUUCUCCAUUAUAUCCCGGCUUUUUUCAUUGAUAUUAUUGCAGGGCUAGCCGGCCUGAAGUUGCAAGGAAAACCUGUUUCAUUUACAAAGAUCUACGAGAAAUAUGACAAGCUGCUGAAAACCCACGGUUAUUUCCUAGCGUACGAAUUUGAUUUCAAGGACGAUAAUCUUAAGGGUCUUAGGAGCAAGAUGAGCGAUGCUGACAAGGCCAUUUUCAACUGUGACUUGAGGUCCUAUGAGAAAAACUUGUUCGUGAAAGUCUGGUGUCUUGGCGUAAGAAAAUAUAUUAUACAAGAUGGUUUGAGAAAUGUUAGGAAAGCCUACCGAAAACAGAUUUACUUUGGAAUAGCUAACUACGUGUUUCUAGCCUUAUAUUUCUACACUUUGUACUGUCUUUUCUGCUACUCUUGGUUUAUUUUAAAGUAUGUUUUCGCUAACUUGUAAGCGAGUAAAGUUUUUUUUUAUAAAUAAGAUUUGUGUAAAUAAUUGUAACCAAUAAAAU
Messenger RNA from Helicoverpa armigera (cotton bollworm), 1803 nucleotides. RefSeq names its product fatty acyl-CoA reductase wat. Bases 144 to 1745 code for a protein of 533 amino acids. Gene Ontology annotation, biological process: long-chain fatty-acyl-CoA metabolic process. Gene Ontology annotation, molecular function: alcohol-forming very long-chain fatty acyl-CoA reductase (NADP+) activity. The transcript is spliced from 11 exons. Gene Ontology annotation, cellular component: peroxisome. The record is from RefSeq and is a predicted model, not a curated record. Lineage: Eukaryota; Metazoa; Arthropoda; Insecta; Lepidoptera; Noctuidae.